Molecule: messenger RNA, 2128 nt
Organism: Arabidopsis lyrata subsp. lyrata
Lineage: Eukaryota; Viridiplantae; Streptophyta; Magnoliopsida; Brassicales; Brassicaceae
Product: GTPase LSG1-1
Exons: 7
Coding region: 214-1833 (539 amino acids)
Cellular component (GO): cytosol
Molecular function (GO): GTP binding; GTPase activity
Source: RefSeq, a predicted model, not a curated record
AAUUUCCCUUCAAAGACCUAAACUUUUAUUUUAUUAAUUUUCUCCCCCCGGCGGCUACGCUUCGCUUCACACGAGCCUUUGGCAUUUUCGCGUUUUGAAUUCAACCACCACAAGAAGAACACAAAAGCGCUCAAUCUUCUUCUCACAAAAUCUGCGAUUCCCAUCUCCAGAAUCUGAAUAAUCGGAAAAAUCAAGGUCUCAGCCGAGAAGAAAAUGGGGAAGAACGAGAAAACAUCUCUAGGUCGAGCUUUAGUGAAGCACCAUAACCAUAUGAUCCAAGAAACCAAGGAAAAAGGCAAAUCCUACAAAGAUCAACACAAGAAGGUUCUAGAAUCUGUAACCGAAGUCAGCGACAUCGAUGCCAUCAUCGAACAAGCCGAGGAAGCUGAACGGCUUUUCGCGAUUCAUCACGAUUCCGCAACGCCUGUUCCUAUCAAUAUGGACACAGGUUCGAGUUCAAGUGGUAUAACAGCUAAAGAAUGGAAAGAGCAAAGGAUGAGAGAAGAGGCUUUACAUGCUAGUAGUCUUCAAGUUCCUCGAAGACCUCAUUGGACACCUAAAAUGAAUGUGGAACAACUUGAUGCUAAUGAAAGACAAGCUUUUCUUACUUGGCGACGGAAACUUGCGAGCCUCGAGGAAAAUGAAAAGCUUGUGUUGACACCAUUCGAGAAGAACCUUGACAUCUGGAGACAACUUUGGCGAGUGCUUGAACGAAGUGAUUUGAUUGUUAUGGUUGUUGAUGCUAGAGAUCCUCUGUUUUACCGUUGUCCUGAUCUUGAGGCAUAUGCACAAGAAAUUGAUGAGCAUAAAAAAACAAUGCUUCUGGUCAACAAGGCGGAUUUGUUACCUUCUUAUGCCAGGGAGAAAUGGGCGGAAUACUUCUCCCGCAACAAUAUUCUGUUUGUCUUCUGGUCAGCCAAAGCUGCUACGGCUACCCUAGAAGGUAAACCCCUGAAAGAACAGUGGAGAGCACCUGAUACCUCUCACAAGACAGAUAACCCAGCUGUUAAAGUAUAUGGAAGGGACGAGCUUUUGGCUCGAUUAAAACUUGAGGCUCUAGAGAUAGUAAAAAUGAGGAAAUCUAGAGGAGUUUCCGCAACUUCUGCUGAAUCACACCGCGAACAAGUUGUGGUUGGCUUUGUUGGGUACCCGAAUGUGGGAAAGAGUUCGACAAUCAACGCAUUGGUAGGUCAGAAGCGAACAGGUGUCACAUCUACCCCCGGGAAAACGAAGCAUUUCCAGACAUUGAUAAUCUCUGAGGAUUUAAUGCUCUGCGAUUGCCCUGGUUUAGUCUUCCCUUCAUUCUCAAGCUCAAGAUAUGAAAUGAUUGCUUCUGGAGUUCUUCCAAUAGACCGGAUGACCGAGCACCGCGAAGCUAUUAAGGUUGUGGCUGAACGUGUUCCUCGGCAUGCCAUUGAGGAUGUGUACAACAUCUCUCUACCUAAACCCAAAAGCUAUGAGCCUCAGUCACGCCCACCACUUGCAUCAGAGCUUCUAAGAACUUACUGCCUUUCUCGUGGCUAUGUUGCCUCUAGUGGACUACCUGAUGAGACAAGAGCAGCUAGGCAGAUUCUGAAAGAUUACAUUGAAGGUAAGCUUCCACAUUUUGCAAUGCCUCCAGAGAUAACCCGAGAUGAUGAAAACGAGACAGCGGAUGAUAAUAUGGGAGCCGAAACACGAGAAGGUUCACAGCCUGAGGAGGAAGGCAAAGAAGCUACUGGCCUUGGUCUUGGUCUUGAUCAAGUUCUAGAUGAUCUGAGCUCGUUUGAUCUUGCAAAUGGAAUUGGGUCUAACAAAAAGAAACAGCACAAGAAGUCACAUAGAAAACCAUGAUUCGGUCGCCAGUGCUGAGAGGUUUCCAGAAACCGAUAAACAAUCACAAUGCAUUGAACAACAAAUGCUGGAAUAUAUGAUACAGUUGUGGAUUUUUCAUAUGUAGAAAUUGUGAAAAGUUCUAACAGCUGUUGGUUAGAUGUUAUGUUUGCGCAAAAUAUGAGAGAUAUCGAGAAAUUUUCAGCUUGAUGCUAGUAGUCAAUAUAUUGAUGAAGAGUACUCUGAAGCAGGUUCUAUAGUUGUAUGAUAUUUCCCAGUGACAUAUUAUAGACCAUUCACUCACAUGCAGAGCAAA